Messenger RNA from Henningerozyma blattae CBS 6284, 846 nucleotides. RefSeq names its product diacylglycerol kinase (gene DGK1). Bases 1 to 846 code for a protein of 281 amino acids. The record is from RefSeq and is a predicted model, not a curated record. The transcript has a single exon. Gene Ontology annotation, molecular function: ATP-dependent diacylglycerol kinase activity. Gene Ontology annotation, cellular component: endoplasmic reticulum membrane. Gene Ontology annotation, biological process: phosphatidic acid biosynthetic process. NCBI's taxonomy places the organism in Eukaryota, Fungi, Ascomycota, Saccharomycetes, Saccharomycetales, Saccharomycetaceae.
AUGAAGCUUACUACUGAUCAGACUGGAAAUUCUUUGAAAAAGAGAACUCAAAAAAAUACAAAUGAUAAAAUAUCCUCUAUUUCCACCAAAAAAUCAGGAAAAGAAACUAUAAUAGAUAAUAGGCAUUUGCCCGUAACCGAGAUACAUCUACGCUCACAUGAAUGGUUUAGUAAUUUUGUUACAAAGUAUGAAAUCCCAAGAAAAUUUUUGCAUUCCUCAAUUGGGUUUAUUACAUUAUAUCUAUAUACUCAAAAUAUCAAUUAUAAACAUGUACCCUUUCCAUUAGAAGUGGCUUUUGUAAUUAUUUUUGCUAUUGAUUUGAUAAGGUUGAAUUGGUUCCGUUUUAAUGAAUUGUAUUGUCAUACCGUGGGAGCCUUGAUGCGGAAAAAAGAGAUUCAUACAUAUAAUGGUGUGUUAUGGUAUCUUUUGGGUUUAAGUUUCUCAUUCACUUUUUUUUCAAAAGACAUUGCAUUGCUCUCAGUUUUCUUAUUAAGUUGGUGUGAUACUGCAGCUUCUACUUUUGGUAGAAUAUUCGGUCAUUUAACACCAAAAGUCACAAAAAAUAAAUCAUUGGCAGGCUCUGCUGCAGCUUUUAUCGUUGGUGUUAUCAUCACCUACGUAUUAUACGGCUAUUUUAUCCCUCAAUAUCCACACGUUAAUAGACCAGGAGAAAUAGAAUGGUCUGUAGAAACUAGUCAUCUAUCAUUGUUUCGAUUAUCCUUAGCUGUUGGAUUUAUUGGCUCUUUAAGUGAAGGUAUUGAUUUAUUUAAUUGGGAUGAUAAUUUUACCAUCCCUGUAUUGUCUGCUAUAUUUUUGAAGAUUGUCUUUAUAACUUGUCAAAAAUAA